GACAGGAAGAGGAAAACUACCCCUAUUCCCAAUUUUGUAGAUUUCACAUAGUUCAUAGCAUUGGUAAGUGGUGAAGAGAAAUAGAGACAUGGAGGCCGAAUCAGAUGGUAACGACGAUAUCGCUUCCAUCAAAGAGAUGCGAAAACAUCUCGAAUCUCGUAUCGGAACAGGACGCCUCGCUCAGCAAGACCUCAUCGCCUCUUUGCAAGCCGUUGUUCCCGACCUCGUUUCCUCUCUUGAUCUCUCUCUCAAGCUAGUCUCUGCCUUCAACGGCCGCGAAUACACUCCAACCUCAAUCCCAAAACCCAAACCAAACCCUAGCCCUAACCCUACCCCUCUCCCUGUCUUUAAGACACCCACAGAGAACAACCGUCCCAUCACACCUGAGAACCACCCUCUCCGUCGCUCCUCCGUUGAGCCCAAAACCAUCCACUCCAAAAACUAUGCUCCCGCACCAUCCACUGAAGCUGCUCCGGCUGUUCGUCGAUCGGACCGCCAUAAACUGGCCGUCGACGGCAGUGGAAGCCCACUGUCGCUCGUUCGUUCUAUGGUUGCUGUUUGCCUAUUGGAGCGGGUGCCCUUUUCACCCAUUGAUUCUUCUACGGUGCUCAGGAAGCUAGAGAACGACCAGUCGGCGACCCCGGCAGAGAAGUCCGCUUUGCUCGAACUGGGUGGCGAAUCUGGUGCCAUACUGGCUGUUGAAAUGGCUUUGAGGUCGAUGGCCGACGAAUAUGGCGGUGUUGAAUUGGAAGAGUUCGUCGUUGGCGGGAAAUCCAGGGUUUUGGUUUUGGAUAUCGACCGCAGUCGUCUUGUCAAGGAGUUGCCUGAAAGUUCUCAGCAGCAACAGGAGCUGAAUUCAGCUGAUGGGAAUCAAAUUCAGCCCGUGGGGACAGGUGGAUCUGAUAGGAAUGGGGGCGUUUUUGGGAUGGGAGGAGGAAUGCCUAGACGAAUGCCGGAUAUGUGGCUUGGACCCGCCGAAGCCCAUCUACCAGGAUUGCCCCCUGUGUUUACGGCUGCCGGAUCACCCUUUAUGGGCCCGAGGGGUGGGCUGAGAUUGGGCAUGAUGGGACUCCCCAGGGGGAUGGGUGUUCCUCCCCUCCAUAGACCACCUUUGGGGGGCUCAAAUUCUGCACCUUUGAAGCCGAGAACCGAAGAAGACGAUCUGAAGGAUCUUGAGGCGGAUCUUGAGGCGUUGUUGAAUAAAAAAUCCGUCAUGGAGUUGCAGAAGUCAAAGACAGGAGAAGAACUUUUGGACCUCAUCCAUCGUCCCACUGCCAAGGAAACUGCCGUCGCUGCCAAGUUCAAAACCAAAGGUGGUUCUCAACUGAAGGAGUACUGCUCUGCUUUGACGAAAGAAGAUUGCUGGCGUCAAUCUGCAUCUUACAGGGCAUGUGAGAAGGUUCAUUUUCGGCGCAUAAUUGCUCUACACACUGAUAUCAAUUUAGGGGAUUGCUCAUUUCUGGAUACUUGCCGUCACAUGAAGACAUGCAAAUAUGUUCACUAUGAGCUCGACCCAACGCCAGAUAUGCCAGCCAUGAUGUUGGGGGCUGCUGCUCUUCCACCUCCCAAACUAUUAAAGCCUCAACGGGCUGAAUAUUGUUCAGAGGUAGAGCUUGGUGAGCCACAAUGGAUUAACUGUGAUAUCCGUAAUUUUAGAAUGGACAUCUUGGGGCAGUUUGGAGUUAUCAUGGCGGAUCCCCCAUGGGAUAUUCAUAUGGAGUUGCCAUAUGGAACGAUGGCUGAUGAUGAAAUGCGCAAUUUGAAUGUUCCUGCACUGCAGACUGAUGGUUUGAUUUUUCUUUGGGUCACUGGUCGUGCAAUGGAACUUGGACGAGAGUGUUUGGAACUUUGGGGAUAUAAGCGUGUGGAGGAGAUUAUUUGGGUGAAAACCAAUCAACUUCAGCGAAUUAUUAGAACAGGCCGUACCGGACAUUGGCUCAAUCACAGUAAGGAGCAUUGCCUUGUUGGCAUAAAGGGGAAUCCAGAAGUAAACAGGAAUAUUGAUACGGAUGUCAUUGUUGCUGAGGUUCGAGAGACCAGCCGUAAACCAGAUGAGAUGUACGCUAUGCUUGAGAGGAUAAGCCCUAGGACAAGAAAACUGGAAUUGUUUGCACGAAUGCACAACACACAUGCAGGGUGGAUGUCCCUUGGUAAUCAACUGAAUGGAGUUCGGUUGGUUGAUGAAGGGCUUCGAGCCAGGUUUAAGGCUGCUUACUCAGAUGUGGAGGUGCAACCACCAUCCCCUCCUAAGAGUUCUGCAAUGGAAGUAGAUUCGAAUGCUGGCCAAUAUAGGAGCCCAUUUGCAGGAGUGGAAUCAAAGUCUGCGCCACAGUUUGUGGAGUCCUCAACCCCAGAAGCAUUUGCCUCUGGAGAGAAGCCAAUUUCUACAGAUGUUGAUAUGAUUGGUUAACUUAGUGCAUGAUGACAUUGUUAUGAU
This is a messenger RNA of Telopea speciosissima, 2437 nucleotides long. RefSeq names its product N6-adenosine-methyltransferase MT-A70-like. Gene Ontology annotation, cellular component: RNA N6-methyladenosine methyltransferase complex. The coding region runs from base 89 to 2410 and encodes 773 amino acids. The record is from RefSeq and is a predicted model, not a curated record. The transcript has 7 exons. Lineage: Eukaryota; Viridiplantae; Streptophyta; Magnoliopsida; Proteales; Proteaceae.